AUGGCCGAUCCGGAAUCUCACCCUUCGUCGCUCGGUAUGCCUUACGAUGAGGACGCGCGUUCCCUGACCAGUUCGCACAGCAGCCUGGAGGAGAUUGACAAUGAAGUCGAGAUCGAGCCGGUCUUUAGACUCACUUUACUGCUCCACAACAAGCCUGUUGAGCUCCCGAUAUACCACGACGAUGCGACGAUACAAGACCUCUCGGACUCCGUCGCAGAAGAGCUGUAUAUUCCGCCUUCGAAUCAGAAGUUCUUGAUCACGCCAAAGGUCGGCUUGCUGAAGCCACCGUUCAAAGAUCCGAGCCUGGCUGUCAACACUUUGAAAGACAAGAAGAUCGUCCUCAUGGGCGCCACAACCGCGGAAGUCGAAGAGAUGGAAAGCGAUAUAGCAGAGCGCAAAGCCAGAAUCAACCGACGAAGAGAGGCUCUACGAGCAGGCAGGAGAGUCAAGGCGCACAAGAACCGCGACUGGAACAAAGUGCAAGACGAAGCGCGAUACACCUUCCACACCCUCCGCCCGCUCCCAUACCUCCCGAACCCCGAAAAGAGCCUCCGCUUCCUCGAAAGACUCCGCGACGACGCGGGCAUCAAAGCCUCGAUGCGCAAGCACGGCUUCUCGGUCGGCCUCCUGACCGAAAUGAACCCCGCCGAACACACCACGCACGAAUCCCGAACCCUCGGGCUGAACAGAAACCGCGGAGAGGUGAUCGAGCUGCGCCUCCGCACAGACGCCUACGACGGCUACCGCGACUACAAAGUCAUCCGCAAGACGCUCUGCCACGAACUCGCCCACAACGUCUGGGGCGAGCACGACCAGCACUUCUGGAAACUCUGCAAGGAAAUCGAAGCGGAGGUCGACAAGAACGAUUGGCGACGGGGUGGGAACUCCGUCGGUGGGGAUGAGUUCUACAAUCCGGAAGAUGGGGGCGAGGAGGAUGAGGAGGCGGAUGGUGGGGGGUGGGAGGGGGGCGAGUAUGUCCUGGGUGCUGCUGGGAGUAGUGCGAUGGCGGGGCUUUCGAUUGGGGAGCCGUUGAAUCGAAGGGAGGUCAUGGCGAGGGCUGCGGAGGAGAGGAUGAGGAAACAGAGGGAGGCGAAGGCUUCGGAGGAGAAGGCGAAGGAUGCUGCGGCGAGGCAGAGCUGA
Zasmidium cellare ATCC 36951 is the source of this 1140-nucleotide messenger RNA. RefSeq lists its product as uncharacterized. Bases 1 to 1140 code for a protein of 379 amino acids. The record is from RefSeq and is a predicted model, not a curated record. Gene Ontology annotation, molecular function: proteasome binding. The transcript has a single exon. Lineage: Eukaryota; Fungi; Ascomycota; Dothideomycetes; Mycosphaerellales; Mycosphaerellaceae.